CUUGUUGGAAGCGAAGAUAAUUAAAAAAAAAAAAAAAAAAAAUUUGACUGUAAACUGCCCUGGUGAUGCUGAUAGUACCGUUGAUAAAACCGCUUUUGAUAUGGCAAACACAAGCUUGCAGCAUGUAACUGUUGUGGCGGAUGAUGUUUAAAAAUCAAAAUCAUAAAACAACACCUGCUCUUUGUCCAUGCAUGGUUGGGGUGUGGUACUGUUUCGUCUGAGUUUGGAAAAAAAUAAAAAAAAACUAGUUGAAAAAAUCUCGAACAAGAAUUGGCCAAAAAAUAUCAGCAGUAAUGACAAGUCCAUGGAGUAAUCAUGAAGAAGUUGGAAAUGCCUUGAUUGAAGGUUUUGUUUUGUUAUAUGGAGAAACAAAGGAAAGCACACUUGCAAAAUUGAGGUAUAAUAAAUACAUCGAUUUACCAUGCAAGGGUAUAAUAUCGCCAGAGAAAUUUCCACCUACUGAUAACGCUGCUUACUUCCAUGGCCUGCGUGCGCAUUGUCAAAUAUUGUUAUGGCCACUAAUUAAUGACAUUGAACUAGAUGCAACUGAAUGGGGCUGGAAGCAACAUGACAGAGUAAUCACACCUAUAAUGAACGAGAAAGGCAAUGCGCCAGAAGCACUAAUACAGGUCAUUAGAUGUAAUUGCAAGGUUUGUUUUGAAAUUAAUGUAUUUUUUCAAACUCCUUGAAAAGAUCUUACAAAAAUAUAUCUAUAUAAUUUAAACUUAGAUAUUUUUUAUUUCUAACUACAACAAUUUCUAUUUUUGCUAAUCAUUAAUACAACAACAAAAAAUCCAUGUGGUAGCAAAGCAUGUAUGUGCAAGCAAUACGGAAUACGGUGCUUGCAAUUUUGUAGGAAAUGUUGUGGAACAGAAUGUAUGAAUAGCAAAGUAAAUUUUAACAAUGAAAAUUAGAAAUGUGUUUUCUGAUCAUCUUUAUUAUCGCAUAUAAAUAUUUAUACAAAAUAUCAGUUGUAUAUUUGCUUAUCUAUUUCCUGUAGGGCAAUGAAAUUGAAGAAGAAAACGAAAUGGAAAAUUAUGAAGAUGACAAUAAGAACAUGUUAUGUUUUCCUGAUUUCUAAAUCCAGAAAUAUAAUUAAAGAAAAAACAAUGAUUUAAUU
Hydra vulgaris (swiftwater hydra) is the source of this 1120-nucleotide messenger RNA. The record is from RefSeq and is a predicted model, not a curated record. Lineage: Eukaryota; Metazoa; Cnidaria; Hydrozoa; Anthoathecata; Hydridae.